This is a messenger RNA of Nerophis lumbriciformis (worm pipefish), 1619 nucleotides long. RefSeq names its product lactate dehydrogenase Ba (gene ldhba). Gene Ontology annotation, cellular component: cytoplasm. NCBI's taxonomy places the organism in Eukaryota, Metazoa, Chordata, Actinopteri, Syngnathiformes, Syngnathidae. Gene Ontology annotation, biological process: pyruvate metabolic process; lactate metabolic process. The record is from RefSeq and is a predicted model, not a curated record. Gene Ontology annotation, molecular function: L-lactate dehydrogenase (NAD+) activity.
UCCGGAUUCAGUCACGUUUAAUCUUCAUCCUCUUCUUCCUCUCCCUCCUCUCUCUCCUCAUUUCUCCAGCAGCCUCCUCGCGGACUCGCCACCUGCCCGGGACCAGCAGCACAAAUACCGGAUUAAAGCCACAACAAGACUUCCAUCAUGUCGUCGGUCCUCCAGAAGUUGAUCAGUCCUGUGCCUGGUAGCUCCACUGAGCCCCCCAGGAACAAAGUGACCGUGGUCGGAGUGGGCCAAGUAGGCAUGGCUUGUGCAAUCAGCAUCCUCCUGCGGGAUCUGUGUGACGAGCUGGCUCUGGUGGACGUGAUGGAGGAUCGUUUGAAAGGAGAACUGAUGGACCUGCAGCAUGGCAGUCUUUUCCUUAAGACCUCCAAGAUUGUUGCAGACAAAGACUACGCGGUGACGGCCAACUCCCGCUUGGUCGUGGUGACAGCCGGCGUCCGUCAACAGGAGGGCGAGAGCCGCCUCAACCUGGUACAGAGGAACGUCAAUGUCUUCAAGUCCAUCAUCCCUCAGAUCGUCAAGUACAGCCCACAGUGCACGCUCAUCGUGGUCUCCAACCCUGUGGACGUACUGACCUACGUCACGUGGAAGCUGAGCGGCCUCCCCAAACACCGCGUUAUCGGCAGCGGCACCAACCUGGACUCGGCCCGCUUUCGCUUCAUGAUGGCCGAGCGCCUCGGUAUCCACGCUAGCUCCUUCAACGGAUGGGUCCUGGGCGAGCACGGGGACACCAGUGUGCCUGUGUGGAGUGGUGCAAACGUCGCUGGCGUCAACUUGCAAAAACUCAACCCUGAGAUUGGUACUAAUGCUGAUAAGGAACAGUGGAAUGCCACACAUAAGGCUGUGGUUGACAGUGCCUACGAGGUGAUAAAGCUGAAGGGUUACACCAACUGGGCCAUCGGCUUGAGCGUGGCCGACCUGACGGAGAGCAUCGUCAGGAACAUGAGCCGCGUCCACCCGGUUUCCACCAUGGUCAAGGGCAUGCAUGGCAUCGGGGAGGAGGUCUUCCUGUCCCUGCCCUGCAUUCUGAACAGCAGUGGCGUGAGCAGCGUCAUUAACGUGACCCUCACUGAGGCCGAGGUGUCACAGCUGAAAAGGAGCGCCGACACUCUGUGGGGCAUCCAGAGGGACCUCAAGGACGUGUGAACUUCGGUAGACCACCGUGAUCCGGACCCAAUUUGCACAAUCUGAUCAUUUUACGUCAUUCCUCUGUGUACAACUGCGAUAAUUCUGUAAAAGCACAACACCAGUGUUGUUUUAAUCAUGACAAGAUUCAAGUAUUAAGCACAUUUUCUCCCAAGCGACUAGUAAAUUGAAGAAAUAAUGUAGUGUUUUUGCUGUUUACUCCAGAUUCAAGCACAACCAAAACAACUGAUUUAAUGUGUGUAUUUAAUAAAGUUCCUGCAUUUAUUGUGAAACAAAUAGAGAAGCUGAUCUAUCCAGAAGGAACCCAAACAGUUUUCCUCAUGUUGUUUUUGUGUCUUAUGAAGCAGCAUUUCCAGAGCACAUGUAGGUUAGUACAGAAGAAGUUGAAAGUGCACAAGUUGUAAUUGUCUGAGUCUGUGAUGGAAGCAGUUAAUAAAUGAAUUCAAACACCUGACAAAGCACUCUUC